This is a messenger RNA of Adineta ricciae, 1764 nucleotides long. The record is from the annotation of a GenBank genome assembly. NCBI's taxonomy places the organism in Eukaryota, Metazoa, Rotifera, Eurotatoria, Adinetida, Adinetidae.
AUGGAUGAAAGUGAGAGUGGUUUUCGUGCCGAAUAUGCGAAAUCUGAUCGAUCAACAUGUAAAGGAUGUCGAUCGACAAUUAACAAAGAUUCUUUACGUUUGGCAAUUAUGAUUCAAUCACCGAACUUCGAUGGAAAAAUUCCAACAUGGUAUCACACAAAUUGUUUCUUUAAAAAAGUCAAACCAGCCAAUGCAGAAAUUAUCAAAGGUUUUGAGGAACUUCGUUGGGACGAUCAAGAAAGAAUUCGUCAGAAAGUCGAUGGAAAAUCAACAAAAGAGACAAAAGAUGAAACGGAAAAUCAUUCCAGUGACUUUUGUGUUGAAUACGCUCGAUCCAAUCGAAGUACAUGUCAUGGUUGUAAUUCCAAAAUUGAAAAAGAUCUCGUUCGAUUAUCAAGAAAAGUUACUUCAGCACACACGUCAGUUCCCACUGAUGAAUGGUAUCAUAUCGAUUGUUUCAAAGAACACAAAGAUGAACUUCUUUUCGAUGGAAAUGCUGAGACAUUUGUUGGAUUCAAUAAUUUGAAUAAAGAAGAUCAAACGGAAUUGAAAAAGAAAUUUGGUUCAGCAAAUGUCAAUCGAAAACGUAAAGGAGAAAAAGCCGCAAGUUCAGCAGGAGACAAUGAUGAUGCACCCAAAGCGAAACAAUCGAAACUAGAAGAAAAUAAUCACAGUUCAGCACUUGAACAAGAAGUUCGACAAAAGAAAGAACAAAGUGAAUUACUCUGGAAAUAUAAAGAUGCAUUAAGAAAAGAAGUACCAAAUGAUGUUUUAAGAGAAUUACUUGAACAUAAUCAACAAAAGAUCGUCACUGGUGAAUCACAUUUAAUCGAUACUGUAGCAGAUUGUAUGGCUUUUGGAAUAUUGGAACAUUGUCCUGAAUGUGGAGGAUUUCUCAUCUUUAGUUAUACUUGUUAUCGUUGCACUGGUGAUGUUACUGAAUGGACAAAAUGUUCUUAUACAACAACAACACCGACACGAAAAGCAUUUGAUAUUCCAAAUGAUAUUAAAACGGAAUAUGAUGCAUUUAAAUCAUAUAAAUAUAAGAAACGUGAUCGAAUCUUGGCGAAAGUUAUUGAAAAUCAAGCGAUUGUUGAGAAAACACCAGAAGUUCCACGAGUUAUCAAAGAACCUACAUAUGAUUCAAAUUUACCAUUAUCUGGUUAUGUUAUCUCAUCAGCUGGUCGUUUGUCGAGUUCAGUUGCAACAAUACAGAAAGAAAUUGAACGUUUAGGUGGAACAUUUUCAUCAAAAAUCGACGAAAACGUUGGAAUUGUUAUUAGUUCAUCAGAUGAAAUUCAAAAGAAGAGCAAAAAACUUCAAGAUGCUGAAACGAUGAAUAUUCAUGUUGUUUCCGAAGAUUUUCUUAAAGAAAUUCUCAACGAUCGUCCAUCAAUUGUAAUGGAAAAAUGUAAAAUAUCAACUUGGGGAGUUUUACCUCACAUUCGACAACAAACCAAAGUAGAUCAAGAAGCAAAACUCAAAUCUCAACAACAAUCAUUUACAACAUCAUCAGCAAAAUCAGAUUCACGAUUAAAUAAAUCAGUACCUGAUAAAAUCAAAUUGAAAUUGAAAGAUGGAGCUGCUGUUGAUCCUGAUUCAGGAUUGGAAGAUACUUGUCAUGUUUUGAAAGAUACAGAAACCAAUGGAAUCUUUACAUCGGUUCUUGGUUUAGUUGAUAUAACACGUGGAACAAAUUCGUAUUAUAAAUUACAAUUAUUAGAAUCAGAUAAUGGUCGACAAUGGUUCGUCUUUCGAGCAUGA